AUGACCACCACAAAGAACUUUGAGAUCUUUAGUCGCAUCCAACCCAAUGAAUACAUUGGACGAUUCCUAGACCAGAAUAUCAGACCAGAUGGAAGAUUGCUUGAUCAGUUCAGACCCACAUUCGUCACUGCAGGAACUGUAGCUACAGCCAACGCCAGUGCUAUGGUUAGAUUGGGUGGCACUACUGUAGUUUGUGGUAUUAAAGCAGAAGUAUGCGAGCCCAAAGUCGACACACCAGACCAGGGAUAUCUUGUACCCAAUGUCGAAUUGUCUCCAAUGUGUUCAUCCCAAUUUCGCCCUGGACCUCCUUCAGCAAAGGCACAAGCUGUUUCAGAAUUCAUCCAUCAAUUAUUAAAAAAAUCAAAUGUUGUACCUCUUGAGAGUCUGUGCAUUGAAUCCGGAAAGGCAGUGUGGGUACUAUAUGCUGAUAUUGUAUGCUUAAACUAUGACGGAAAUAUUAUCGAUGCUAGUCUUUUAGCUCUUGUAACUGCCCUAAAGAACCUUUCUUUGCCAAAGGCCGAGGUUUCUCCUCUGUUGGCUGUCGAGGCUGAUCCUAGUGAAACCGUCCAACCUUUCCUUCUCACAAAUUUCCCUGUCGCAUCUACUUUCUGCAUUUUCAACCAACCCAAUGUACUUAUUGCCGAUCCAAAUGAUACAGAAGAGUCACUGGCCAAAGAGACUGUGACGGUAGUAAUGGAUACAAAUGGUGAAAUCUGUCGUGUGUACAAAAAUGGAGGCACAACAGUAGGAUCGGAUGUCCUACGUGCCUGCUUUGGACAUUGUAAGAAGCGAACCCAACAAAUCAAACAAGUGAUAGAAGAUGCUCUCAACCAAUAAUAAAUCAUCCUCAAUCAUUCUUUCAAUCAUACAAUA
Phycomyces blakesleeanus NRRL 1555(-) is the source of this 873-nucleotide messenger RNA. RefSeq lists its product as hypothetical. Gene Ontology annotation, biological process: TRAMP-dependent tRNA surveillance pathway; nuclear polyadenylation-dependent rRNA catabolic process; U4 snRNA 3'-end processing. The record is from RefSeq and is a predicted model, not a curated record. The transcript is spliced from 4 exons. NCBI's taxonomy places the organism in Eukaryota, Fungi, Mucoromycota, Mucoromycetes, Mucorales, Phycomycetaceae. Gene Ontology annotation, cellular component: cytoplasmic exosome (RNase complex); nuclear exosome (RNase complex). The coding region runs from base 1 to 837 and encodes 278 amino acids.